Molecule: messenger RNA, 719 nt
Organism: Drosophila ficusphila
Lineage: Eukaryota; Metazoa; Arthropoda; Insecta; Diptera; Drosophilidae
Exons: 2
Coding region: 61-606 (181 amino acids)
Molecular function (GO): protein binding
Source: RefSeq, a predicted model, not a curated record
AGAGAAGAUCAGCUGUUUGGUUAUCGAUAGGCCGAGAAAAAAGUAAAGCUUAAAAUUAAAAUGUCGCAAGUUAAGGAAAAUCAAUUGGUUUCCCCUUUGAAAAAAGCGGGAAAAGGAGCAGGAUCUCCCGAGGAAGAAGCCUCAUCAAUGGCCGUCUCCACGGAUGCCAGCGAAACGGAGCGCCUGGUGAAACUGGUCAUGGACAUGGGUUAUCCGGAGGGCGAAGUUCGCCUAUCGCUCGCCCAAAGCAACAACAACGUACAGCGAGCGGUGCAGAUUUUGGUUGAAGGGACGGCGGGGGAUAACGGGGCUAGCGAGUCCCGAAAACGACGACGUACUCGCCAGCUAGUGAAGCAGUUGCGCAGUUCCCUCCUCGGAAAUCCUGUUUCCACGGACGACGCCAUCGUCCAAAUGAUGCAAAAUCCAAGGAGUGCCGGUGCACUUACGAAUUUGGUCAAUGGCAGCGGCGCUGAGUUCAUGCAACUUUUGCUUGCUGAUGAGGAGGAAGAGGAGCAGGAGGACCUGCUGGACGAUGAGGAUCAGGAGCAGCUAGAAACCAGCCAGGAGCAGACGUCCUCAUUCGCCGAAAGCUCGCCAAGCAACUAAGGGAAUCACAGAUAUUAAUACCAAGAUGAUGACUAUGGACAUAACCAAAACCGAACCCGGACUCGUCGGGCUUUCCUCCAAUCAACAGCAGCAGCAACAGCAGCAGCAGUCGC